UUCCCGCUCCCUUCUCCUCCUGCAGGGGGUCUUACAGAGGCACAUUUCAGGCACCGGGAACCUGUUGACUCGCAGCAGCGAGGGGCGGCGGCGACAGUGUGGGAUCGGCAGCGCGCGGCGGUGGCAGGCGGGCGGGCGCGCGCGCGCGCGCCUCUGGGAGAAGUUGAGAAGCUGGGCGGGCGCGCGGAGGAAGUGUUACAUCCAGUAACAUGUGAAAGGCCGCUUCUGAGGCGUGCAACAAAAACAAACAACGAAAAAAUACAAAAAAAAAAAAAAAAACAAACAAACAAGAGGGUAGUAGGAGGCGCAGCUGAGCGGACCUCCCAGAAAAAAAGGGCUCCGGGCGCAUCUGCACAUCCUUCUCCUCCUCCGGAGGGGUUUACCAGGGUUAGUUACCGUGGUGCAGAGGCUGUGGACGGAAGAGCUGCGGCGGACAAGCCAGAGAACAACUUCUCCAGCCAGACAAACACACACUGUGACACACACACACGCGCGCGCGCGCGCGCGCACACAAUGGCGGAGAGGAGAUGCGUCCAGCUGGGCUCCACCAGCGGCGCGCGCUCCUAGAGCAGGUCCUCGAGCCGCCGCCACCGCCGUCGUCAUCCCCAUGGACGCGCUCCGGAGGUUCGGCGACAUGGAGAAUCCCGGCGAGAACCCGAGCAGGGCGGCGGAGUACCUGAAGGAGCUCAACAAGAUCAUCGAGACCCAGCAGGAGCUCCUGGAGAAGCAGAAGAGCCGCGUGGGCGAGCUGGAGGCGCAGGUGGCCGAGCUGCGCGUGGAGAACGCGCGCCUCAAGGAGCAGCACCAGCGGCACCUGGUCACCUGCCGCCUGCAGCCCGCGCUCGGCUCAAUCGAGGAGAACGCGCUCCUGCAGGACAGACGACGCCCCCCUUUGGCGCUCGCCCACCCUGACAGUCCAGGCGGGAUCGCUUCGCCCCUCUCGGCCAGAAGUUACCCCUGUCCGAAGUGGAAGUCGGCCUCCUUUGGCGUGGAAGGCGAUGCCGCGAGCGGCGACCCGGGUCCAUCUUAUGAUGGCGGCGCAGCCUACGGCCGAGGCCCCGUGACACGAGGCUCCGCCCUCGGCCCGGAGCACUUGGACGCCCCGCCCUACGGCCCCCCCGGCCCCCCAGGACUCCAGCGUCCCCGGCGACCCAAACUGCAGCACUCGCAGUCCGUCCUGCGCAAACAGGCCGAGGAGGAGGCCAUCAAGCGCUCGCGCUCGCUCUCCGAGAGCUAUGAGCUUUCCAGCGACCUCCAGGACAAGCAGGUGGAGAUGCUGGAGCGGAAGUACGGCGGCCGUUUCAUAACCCGACAUGCAGCUCGCACCAUCCAGACCGCUUUCCGCCAGUAUCAAAUGAACAAGAACUUUGAGCGCCUGAGGAGCUCUAUGUCGGAGAACCGCAUGUCCCGGCGCAUCGUCCUCUCCAAUAUGAGAAUGCAGUUUUCCUUCGAAGGACCUGAGAAAGUCCACAGCUCGUAUUUUGAGGGCAAGCAGGUGUCCGUGACGGAUGACGGAGCCAAGCUGGGUGCACUGGUCCAGUCCGAGUGCGGCGAUGUGGUCCCCGCUGGGGUCAAGUCGCCGGCUGCACAGAGCGACUUCUCGGAUGCCAUCACGGAGCUGGAGGACGCCUUCUCGCGGCAGGUCAAGUCGUUGGCUGAGUCCAUAGAUGACGCGCUCAACUGCCGCAGCCUGCAUGGGGACGAGGGCCAGGGUGAGCCGGUGGCCGAGAGGGAAGCGACCUACCAGGUGAAACCUGCACACGGAGGGGACCGUCGUAAGUUGGACGAGAUGACUGCAUCCUACAGCGACGUGACACUCUACAUCGAUGAGGAGGAGCUGUCUCCACCACUGCCGAUCGCCCAGUCGGUAGAGCGGCCCUCAAGCACUGAGUCGGAACUGCGACUUCGCUCACUCAACUCCUCCCAGGAGUACUGGUCGCUGCCUCAGAAGGAUGACAAGGGGGACACGGACACGAGCUGCCGUAGCACCCCGUCGCUGGAGUGCCAGGAGCAGAGGCUGCGGGUGGACCACCUGCCGCUGCUCACCAUCGAGCCACCCAGCGACAGCUCCGUGGAGAUGAGCGACCGCUCCGACCGCAGCUCACUCAAGCGACAGAACGCCUACGACCGCAGCAGCCAACAGGGCAGCCCCAAGCACAUGCCCCACGGGCCGCCGUCCCUGCCGCGGGGCCCCUCCCGCGAUGACGAGCUGCCACGACACCGACCCCGACAGCUGGAGGCCCACCUGGCGAUCAACGGUAGCGCCAACCGGCAAAGCAAGUCCGAGUCGGACUUCUCAGACGGCGACAACGACAGCAUCAACAGCACAUCCAACUCGAACGACACCAUCAACUGUAGCUCCGAGUCGUCGUCGCGCGACAGCCUGCGGGAACAGACGCUCAGCAAGCAGACAUACCAUAAAGAGACACGCAACAGCUGGGACUCGCCUGCCUUCAGCAACGACGUCAUCCGCAAGAGGCACUACCGCAUCGGCCUCAACCUCUUUAACAAGAAGCCGGAGAAGGGCGUCCAGUAUCUGAUAGAGCGAGGAUUUGUCCCAGACACCCCUGUGGGCGUCGCCCACUUCCUGCUCCAGAGGAAGGGACUGAGCCGCCAGAUGAUCGGGGAGUUUCUGGGUAACCGACAGAAGCAGUUCAACAGAGACGUCCUCGACUGUGUGGUGGACGAGAUGGACUUCUCCAGCAUGGAGCUGGAUGAGGCUCUCAGGAAGUUCCAGGCCCACAUCCGCGUCCAAGGGGAGGCGCAGAAGGUGGAGCGGCUCAUCGAGGCCUUCAGUCAGCGUUACUGUAUCUGCAACCCCGGCGUAGUGCGGCAGUUCAGGAACCCGGACACAAUCUUCAUCCUGGCAUUCGCCAUCAUCCUCCUCAACACCGACAUGUACAGUCCCAAUGUGAAGCCAGAGCGCAAGAUGAAGCUGGAGGACUUUGUGAAGAACCUCCGAGGGGUGGAUGACGGCGACGAUAUCCCCAGGGAGAUGCUGAUCGGCAUCUACGAGCGCAUCCGCAAACGAGAGCUGAAGACCAACGAGGACCAUGUGUCCCAGGUGCAGAAGGUGGAAAAGCUCAUUGUUGGGAAGAAGCCGAUUGGUUCUCUGCACCAUGGCCUGGGAUGUGUGCUCUCGCUGCCCCAUCGCCGGUUGGUGUGUUACUGCAGACUGUUUGAGGUUCCGGAUCCCAACAAACCUCAGAAGCUUGGCCUUCACCAAAGGGAGAUCUUCCUGUUUAACGACCUGCUGGUGGUCACCAAGAUUUUCCAGAAGAAGAAGAAUUCAGUGACGUACAGCUUUAGGCAGUCCUUCUCACUCUAUGGGAUGCAGGUGCUUCUCUUUGAGAAUCAGUACUACCCCAAUGGAAUCCGACUUACCUCAGCCAUUCCGGGUGCGGACAUCAAAGUCCUCAUCAACUUCAACGCCCCCAACCCACAGGAUCGCAAAAAGUUCACAGACGACCUGCGGGAGUCCAUCGCAGAGGUCCAGGAAAUGGAGAAGUACAGAAUAGAGUCGGAGCUGGAGAAGCAGAAGGGUGUGGUGCGGCCUAGUAUGUCCCAAACCUCAGGCCUCAAGAAGGAGGCGGGCAAUGGGAACCUAGGCCGCGCAAGCCUGGAUGACAGCUAUGCCAUGGGGGAGGGGCUGAAGAGGAGCGCCCUCAGCAGUUCGCUACGCGAUCUCUCCGACGCAGGUAAGCGCGGGCGUCGCAGCAGUGCAGGAUCACUAGACAGCACUAUGGAAGGGUCCAUCAUUAGCAGCCCCCACAUGCGGCGGAGAGCCACAUCGACCCGCGAGGGCGCGGCGCGGGGCCACCAGUCCGUCCCCAACUCCUCGUCCCUCCUGGGGACGCUCUUCGGCAGCCGGCGCGGAAAGUCGCCGUCGCAGGGCCAUGCCCCGCCUCUGCCACCGCCACCUCCGCCGCACCCUACCCUUGUAUCGCACUCCCCACACCCCGGUGCGCUACACCACGGCACCCAGGUGGAGACUCAAGCACAGAUGCACGGGCACCACGCCCAGUACUGCCCCGCGCAGCAGAACCCACCGCCCUACCACCACCAUCACCACUACCACCCUCCGGCCCACCUGCAGUACCACGGCCAGCAGCCCCCCUAUGCCGGGCAUAGCCACGGCCCUCAUGCACAGCAUCCCGCCCACUCCCAGCAUGCCCCGCACCACCAUGGCCAACCGCCGGUGCCCGCCCCCGCACCCGGGGCCAAGCCUAAACACAGUGGCAUCAGCACGAUUGUGUGAGGCCGGGCCGGAAGGGCGAUGGGAGGCGCUCACGCAGGAUCGCGACCGGGUGGGAGGGCUGGGGGGAGGCCGCCGGGGCGGGUGGGGACAAGGGCAGCACACCAAGGAGAAGACGGCAUCCCGAGUCCACGUUUCCAGAUGACUAAGAGCCCCGUCUCCUCCAAGAAGACGACUCCACGAGCGGCCCCCUCCACCAGGGUGCACGCCGCGCUCACGCGACGCCUUCUUCCCACCACUCCUAGACGGACGCGGAGCCAGUCGGCUCAAAUUAGUCCAGCAGGUCCAUCAUCUAGUCCCUGAGCCAUUUUCAUGUGUUUUCCCACCAGUGCGAAAAGCACCAGAACACACACACCACGACGCCGAACUGCUCACAGGCUUCUCGGAAGCGUAGCUCAAUAAUCCCCAUUGUAGUCUUCACGGCAGUAAAUUAUUCUUCCUCAAAAUAGUUGCGGCAGUGCGUGCGUUGGUCCCACUAGGGUAGCCUCACCUAGAGCAAGAGCGAUACAAUAACUCAUAGACCAACAGACGGAGUUAGUUCACCAUGGAUAGACAUGGUCCCAGAAGAAGUAGUUACUCCAGUAUUUACUGUAGCUGUAGGUCACAGCUCUCUGUGCUGUCUCUUAGCAACCAUAAAUCAAUGUGCCAAUUAUUAAAGCAUUUAACUCUUUUAGUCCGACAAUUUGCUUUGUGUAUAUCGUGCAUAUAGUAUUUUGUAAGAUGAUAAUAAUAAUAAUAGCAUCAGUUAUUACUGUUAUCAAAUGAGAUGUUCAGAGGCGUCUGAAGUCUUUUGCAGUAUUAUAGCCUGAUGUAGCGAACAGUCUCUCUGCUGUAGAUACGAACCGAAUGCUCACACUAGUUAGGCCUUUCAAACACUCAGACAUCUCUGGUUGCCUUUGCAAUAGAACUGUAUAAAAAUUGUAGAAUGCAGCUGCAGCGUGCGGGGGUCCUGGGGGGUCCUCGGGCGAUACGGCGGGGCUCCCCACCAGGUCGGACUGGUGCAUCUUGACCUCCUCGGAUCGGUCCCGGCUGCCUG
Scleropages formosus (Asian bonytongue) is the source of this 5291-nucleotide messenger RNA. RefSeq names its product IQ motif and Sec7 domain ArfGEF 1b (gene iqsec1b). Gene Ontology annotation, biological process: regulation of ARF protein signal transduction; actin cytoskeleton organization. The transcript is spliced from 15 exons. Gene Ontology annotation, molecular function: guanyl-nucleotide exchange factor activity. Bases 608 to 4258 code for a protein of 1216 amino acids. The record is from RefSeq and is a predicted model, not a curated record. NCBI's taxonomy places the organism in Eukaryota, Metazoa, Chordata, Actinopteri, Osteoglossiformes, Osteoglossidae.